AUGAAGAGAGUAUCGGAAGAACUUGGUGUACCAAAGAAGCACCUGAAAGAAACUUCUAAACAACAGCGUUAUUUGGCUGUUGUUCACAAAUCUUGGCUGAAGUCACUAAUCAAGCACUUGAAGCUUAUAGAUUUUAUAGAAAAGUCUGGGGAAAUAUGGCCUUCUCCUGAAGAGGAAAUCAGUUCAUCUUGGAUGAAAAUAUUCAUUACUGUUAUAAACAAGAAAAACUGCAAAGUCAUACCUCUACCUAGAAUACGACCAGUUAGAGAUGAAGAGCCCUUUUUAUUUCCACAACUAAUGCAAUAUAUAGCACACACCAAUCAUGUUGGGUUAUGGAAAGAAGCAUACAAAAAGUAUUAUGCCUCCAAGCAAAACAAAGAAACAUUAUUGAAUCUGACUGACUAUAACAAAGUAUUGAGAGAUGUGAUUUCUAGGAUAUACGGGUGCCCCAUAAUCAAUACCUGUGAUCCCAAUGCCAGCACAGAAAACUCCAAACAAAUUGAUAUGCAUUUGAAUAUAAUGCCUGUAGUGUGUGCUGUAGAAACUACUGGGGCUAUGUUUCUCCUACAUGUACCCUAUUUAGAAUAUAACUUGAAUGACUGUGUAACUUUCUCACCAGCAAUUCUAGACAACAGUUACACUAAAUCCUUGUUUAUUGUUUACCAGUUAUUGAAUGUGCUGAAGGAUUUACAUGAGAGAUCAUUGACUUUAGGUGAUAUCAGUUUGAAUGAUAUUUUUGCUAAUGAGGAUAUGUGGCUUUACAUUUUUCCCCAGAUUGAGUCUAAUCUUUAUGAGGAAGGUGAUAUAAAAGCUAGGAAGGGCUUCAGUACUAUCCGGGACUGUCAACGAAUGGGUCAUGUGAUAAAUCACAAGCUUGAAUGUGAAUACUGUGGAUUACAGGCUCAUGAUAAAGUUAAAGUUGAUGAGCAGACUCUGGAAGAGUUGUGUCAUUUGUGGAUUUUUGGCCAAAUAUCUAACUUCACCUAUGUUUCAGCUCUGAACGAGCUGAGUGGCAGAGUUUUGGGGGAUCCAAAUUGCCAUUAUGUCUUUCCUUGGGUGACUGAUUUUUCUUCUAGGUGCGGAAAGAACUGGCGCGACCUGAAGAAAUCCAAGUACAGGCUCAACAAGGGCGACCAUCAGCUGGACCUGACCUACGGCAACAGCCAAUCGCAGGUGCCGCAUCACGUUUCGGACGUGCUGUCCCCCAUCACCUACUAUGUUUAUACGGCGAGAAGAACUCCCAAAUCGGUGCUGUGCAAAAACGUGCGGACAGUUUGGGUACCAGCAGAAUAUCCUAGUUCUAUACAGAGGAUACAGGAAUGGACACCGGACGAGUGCAUACCGGAGUUUUACACCAAUCCGAACAUUUUCCGGAGUAUCCACGACGAUAUGGACGAUCUGAGCGUCCCUUCGUGGGCAUCUGGACCGGAAGAUUUCGUCGAGAGGCAUAGGAAAGCGUUGGAAAGCCCUAUCGUGUCGGAAAAAUUGCAUCACUGGAUCGACCUCACCUUCGGUUACAAGUAA
Molecule: messenger RNA, 1524 nt
Organism: Phaedon cochleariae (mustard beetle)
Lineage: Eukaryota; Metazoa; Arthropoda; Insecta; Coleoptera; Chrysomelidae
Source: the annotation of a GenBank genome assembly